Molecule: messenger RNA, 2353 nt
Organism: Jatropha curcas
Lineage: Eukaryota; Viridiplantae; Streptophyta; Magnoliopsida; Malpighiales; Euphorbiaceae
Gene: SUT2
Product: sucrose transporter 2
Biological process (GO): transmembrane transport
Cellular component (GO): membrane
Molecular function (GO): sucrose:proton symporter activity
Source: RefSeq, a predicted model, not a curated record
UUAAUUCGAGGUUACUCAUCACCUUACAUGAUAAUUACUCAAACAAACACAAAAAAAUGGCUCAUUAAGUUGACAGGACUCUCGACGCGAUUGCAGCGCACCGAAUGGUAAUUCUAUGCCGGACUCUCAUCGUCAGAAUUACAGGGUCGUAACCGUCCAAAUUUUGACCCGGUUUGCUUACCUGAGAAGUCUCUGUACUUCAUUCUGUCUCUUCUAAAGCGUAUAAUCAGAUCUAUAGAAGUAUAAACUUAACAUCUCCUUUACUUUUUAAAUGCAAAGAAGGAAAUUAUCGAGAUUGUAAACGAGUUCUAGGCAUUUCUUUGGAGGAUGGACACAGGAUCGAUUCGGGUUCCUUACAGGAACCUCAAGAAGGAAGUGGAGGUGGAAAUGAUUGGUGUAGAAGAGCAGCAUAACCAUCGUAUUCAUUUGGACUCUCCUUCCUCUUCUUCUUCUUUGAAUUCUACUUCUCAGAUGCCUAAUGGCCACUCCAGUUUCUCGUCUCCGAUCGAGGUCAGAUCUAAACAUUAUAGCUUGAUUACUCUCAUUCUCAGCUGUACGGUAGCCGCUGGCGUUCAAUUCGGUUGGGCCUUGCAGCUCUCUCUCCUAACUCCUUAUAUACAGGUUCAACCCUGUGUUGGAAUUUGGAGUGACAAAUGCUCUUCAAAAUUUGGAAGAAGACGGCCAUUUAUUCUUGCUGGAUCUCUCAUGAUCUCAGUUGCUGUGAUAAUAAUCGGAUUUUCUGCAGACAUUGGAUCUAUAUUGGGUGAUACAAAGGAGCAUUGCAGAACAUUUAAGGGAACUCGAACCAGGGCGGCUUUUGUUUUUAUUCUUGGCUUCUGGUUGCUAGAUCUUGCUAAUAAUACAGUGCAGGGACCUGCUCGUGCCCUACUGGCUGAUUUAUCAGGUCCUGAUCAACGCAAUUCAGCAAAUGCUGUAUUUUGCUCAUGGAUGGCUGUCGGAAACAUUUUAGGAUUUUCUGCUGGUGCUAGUGGGAGUUGGAACAGGUGGUUUCCUUUCUUGAUGAGUAAAGCCUGUUGUGAAGCUUGUGGAAAUCUGAAAGCAGCAUUUCUUGUUGCAGUAGUCUUCUUGACUUUGUGCACUCUUGUGACUCUAUAUUUUGCCGAGGAGGUUCCACUUAUUAAAAAUCAGGGGCAUCAUUUAUCAGAUUCAGCUCCAUUGUUAGAUGAUAACAGUCUUGAACUUCCAAAAUCUAAGUUGGACAUGCCAGUUUCCAGUAAUUCUAACUGGGAAAACAUAAAAAACGAUAGGGAAAACAUCAGCAACGGCCUUGAACCAAAUAUGAAUUCAAAGCAUACCAUUGCCAACUCUAAUGAGGAUCAAAAUGAAAGUUUUGGUGAUGGGCCUGGAGCAGUAUUAGUUAACUUGUUGACUAGUUUACGGCAUUUACCCCCUGGAAUGCAUUCUGUGCUUGUCGUAAUGGCUCUUACUUGGUUGUCCUGGUUUCCUUUCUUUCUGUUUGAUACGGAUUGGAUGGGUAGAGAAGUUUAUCAUGGGGAUCCAAAAGGGGAUUCUGAUAAAGUGAAGUUGUAUGAUCAAGGUGUCAGAGAUGGUGCAUUUGGUUUGCUAUUGAAUUCAGUUGUUCUUGGCAUUAGUUCCUUCUUAAUUGAACCAAUGUGUCAGAGGAUAGGGCCAAGACUUGUAUGGGCAAUGAGCAAUUUUAUUGUAUUUGCCUCCAUGGCAGUAACUGCUAUCAUUAGUUUGAUAUCGGUUGGUCAAUAUUCUGGAGGGAUUGAGCAUGUAAUUGGGGGCAGUGCAUCAAUCAGGAUAGCUGCGUUGAUUGUAUUUGCUCUUCUUGGCUUUCCUCUUGCUGUUACAUAUAGUGUUCCAUUUUCUGUCACCGCAGAGUUGACUGCUAAUUCAGGCGGAGGCCAAGGAUUGGCUAUAGGAGUUCUGAAUCUUGCUAUAGUUAUUCCGCAGAUGAUUAUAUCUCUCGGUGCGGGUCCAUGGGAUGCUCUGUUUGGUGGUGGCAAUAUACCUGCCUUUGUCCUUGCUUCUGUGUGCGCCCUUGCUGCUGGUGUCAUUGCUACUCUCAAGCUGCCAAAUCUUUCAAAUAGUUCAUUCAAGUCAUCUGGUUUUCAUAUUGGCUAACAACUGAAACACUAAUUAAUUGACAUUUGAACCUACAUAAGAUCCUCAAGGACAAGAAUUUGCUUGAUCAUCUAAUUCCGGUGAGGCGGUUCUUCCAAUCAUACGUACGUAUAAUUUUCACAUUAGGAAUUUGAAAUACUUAUUCCAAUUCAUUCAUUUUUUCCCUACAUUGUAGGUGUGUAUUUUAUUAGUGUAAAUUGUCAUUUGAGUUGAAAAUCCUAUAGACGCAUACAAAUAAAUAUAA